Macrosiphum euphorbiae (potato aphid) is the source of this 420-nucleotide messenger RNA. The record is from the annotation of a GenBank genome assembly. Lineage: Eukaryota; Metazoa; Arthropoda; Insecta; Hemiptera; Aphididae.
AUGCCGCCGCGAAAAAGUCACGUCCAGGAAAUCCGAGCUCGGCCUCUCCUUCACCUCCUUCACUACACAGCCACACCCCGGGAGGGUGUCGUAAAUCAUGAAUGCGAUCGUCGUACAGGGGCAGUUUCAGGCCGCCGGGAGGUACACCGGCUACCACUGCAGUACGGGGUUAAAUCAAUCCGUAUACGUCCAUGUCUGCUGCAGCAGGCCAAGGUGGAAAGUGGGUCGGAAGGGACCGUAAAAAUCGACCCUCGUGCGGCGGGAGUGGUUUUUUCGUUUUCUUCUUCUCGUCCUAAUUGGACGUCUCUGUUUCAACGAGAAGACCGUAACGGCGGCACGUACGAGCUACGUGACGACCGCAAUCCUGUGGCUAACGUGCCCGGCACGACAUACGGUUGUUUGUUGGAAAUUAUACUCUAG